CGCCGCGCGUUCAUGGCGCUCGCCGCGAACCGCGCGGCCAUGGCGCUCGCCGCUCUGCGCGUCCUGCUGGGUGGCUUCUUCUCGCUCACGGGCUUGGCCAAGCUCUCGGGUCAGAUCUCCGCUCCCGCGGCCGAGCAGAUGAAAGCCCUGUUCACGCAGUUUGCUGAGGUGUUCCCCUUGAAGGUUUUCGGCUACCAGCCAGAUCCCGUGAGCUACCAAGUGGCUGUGGGCUGGCUGGAACUGCUGGCUGGGUUGCUGCUGGUCCUGGGCCCACCGAUUCUGCAAGACAUCAGUAACAUGCUUUUGACCCUCCUCAUGAUUGGGGCUGUCUUCAAUUUGGUACUUCUGAAAGUGUCGCUGAGCACCUACGUUCCUGCCAUCAUGUGCCUGGGGCUCCUGCUGCUGCUGGAUAUCGGCCAGAUCUUUGUCCCAACAAAGAAGGUGGUCAGACCCAGUAGGAAGAGGACUUCAAGUGUUUUCAAGAAGUUGAGGGAGUAGAGUGUCUCUUGCCUCUGCUUGCCAUGCUGCCAUCACAGCAGGAGCACGCAGAACAAAGUCUCCUACUCCCUUGUUACUGAUCUGUCCAAGCUUGAAAUACGGCCAGUGCUGAAAUAGACAUCCUGGUCCUGGUUUCUCAGACAUUUACUCUUUAACAUACUAACAUUCUUCACGUCAUGUAAAAAUAGGAAAGAAAUGGAAAAGAAAUUCAAGUUACCCCAAAAUUUAAUGACCCCAAAGAACUUGUGAUUCCUUUGUAUAACUCUACCUCUCUAUUUUUUCUAUACCUUAAUACAGAUUUUUUAAAUGAAAAUAAGAUCAUAUAUACUACUUUGUUUGCUGCUUUUUAAACACUAACAUUCCAUGUAUAUUUUACCUCAUUGAUGUUAAUGACUACAUAGUAUUCCACUGUAAGGAUGUGCUGUAAUUAUUUGCUCAAACUCUCACUGAGGAAUAUUUGGAUUGCUCUCAAUGUUUUACUGUUACUUCACAGUAGAUCACCUUUGCAUACUUAUUUUUUUUUCUCUAGAAGUGAGAGUGCUAGUUCAAAGGAAUGUACCUUUUAAAGGGCUUUUAUUACAUACUUAAAAUUUAUACAUGGCGUAUGGCAGGCUAUAAAUGCCUGCUGCCUGUAUCCUGAGCCACAUGAGGUAUUCCCUCCCAUUGCUUUCUGUCUCUGGCACUUCAGAUUUGCAGAGCUAACAAGGAUGAGAUUUUAGUAGUCAUUUUCUAGCACCUGAAACCGCCAACCUUGGGUGGUAAGGUGGGACACUCAGAGCAGUGCUCCUUGACACUUGCGUGGAGUACAGGGAUACAACCAACUCCAUGCUAAAGUAGGGCCAGAAGCCUGGGAUGAAUCCAGAAGUCCUAGGGUGUUGGAGGGUGUGUAUGUGUGUGACAAUUCUCAAGGGAAAGGUGACCAUGUUAGGCUACCUAGUAAGGGAUCACCAACCAUCUUUCCCUCAGUGGGGGGGGGGGCAUUUUUGGAAGUGAUGUGCUUCCCUUAGGGAAAAUAGGAAAAAGCUCACUGAUUUAUGUAUCUACUCUAGCUUCCAACCUACAGACUGCUUUGAGGGUAGGAACAACACCUUCAGAGGUUCACAAGAGUGAAAGAAGCCUGUAUUAUGCUCCAUUUCAACUUCACUACAGAAUGGCAAUUCUUGCUCUGACACUGACUAGCUGUGAGCCUCAGAUUAGUUGACAAGUUAGAUCUUCUUGUGUCUGAAAGCACAGUGAUGUAAUUUACCCAUAGCAGGUGUGUGUACAUAUAUGUAUACUAAUGUGUACACACUAGUAUAUAUAGGACUAAUUUAUGUAUAGUACAUAAAUAUGUUGGCAUGUGUGUACUACAUAAGACAGAGUGUCAAACAAUAAGGAAACUUCCUCCCACAAAGAAGGUCCAGAGAUAACACCCAGUUUCAAUGGGUAAUUUGGCUGCUUAACAACGACAUCAGACACCGUCAACUUUCUGCUCUGUUGCUUUCAAUUUAUUGGCUGCUACCCUCAGGGUUGCAAAAUAGUUGCAUCAGUUCCAGACGGCACAUUUUGCACAAUCCAAAGGUGAAAAGAGUGAAGAAAGCUCUCUUAGAAGACCCCUAUUUCCCCUCACAUCCCACUGGCAAGAAUUGUGUCAUUCCCAUUCCUAAGCCUGCUAUUGGCAAGGGGAGUGGAAUUCCGUCAUGGAAUUAGACUAGCUAAAAAUUACCCACACUAAAAUCAACAAGCAACUAUAAACCAGAGACACACUGCCAGAGGGGUGGGGGGGGA
Messenger RNA from Talpa occidentalis (Iberian mole), 2265 nucleotides. RefSeq names its product transmembrane protein 35B (gene TMEM35B). Lineage: Eukaryota; Metazoa; Chordata; Mammalia; Eulipotyphla; Talpidae. The transcript is spliced from 3 exons. The coding region runs from base 13 to 498 and encodes 161 amino acids. The record is from RefSeq and is a predicted model, not a curated record.